Messenger RNA from Puma concolor (puma), 1381 nucleotides. The record is from RefSeq and is a predicted model, not a curated record. NCBI's taxonomy places the organism in Eukaryota, Metazoa, Chordata, Mammalia, Carnivora, Felidae.
GCCCGUGCGCUGAGAGGAGUCGUCGCGGCCAUCCCUGCCGCCCUCGCCGGCCAUCAUGUCCGCCCAGGCGCAGAUGCGGGCCCUGCUGGACCAGCUUAUGGGCACGGCCCGGGACGGAGACGAAACCAGACAGAGGGUCAAGUUUACAGAUGACCGUGUCUGCAAGAGUCACCUUCUGGACUGCUGCCCCCAUGAUAUCCUGGCUGGGACGCGCAUGGAUUUAGGAGAAUGUACCAAAAUCCACGACUUGGCCCUCCGAGCAGACUAUGAGAUUGCAAGUAAAGAAAGGGACCUGUUUUUUGAACUAGAUGCAAUGGAUCACUUGGAGUCCUUUAUUGCCGAGUGUGAUCGGAGAACUGAGCUUGCCAAGAAGCGACUGGCAGAGAUGCAGGAGGAGAUCAGUGCAGAAGUUUCUGCGAAGGCAGAAAAAGUACAUGAGUUGAAUGAAGAAAUCGGAAAACUUCUUGCUAAAGCUGAGCAGCUGGGAGCUGAAGGAAAUGUUGAUGAAUCCCAGAAAAUUCUUAUGGAAGUGGAAAAAGUCCGUGCAAAGAAAAAAGAAGCUGAGGAAGAAUACAGAAAUUCCAUGCCCGCUUCCAGUUUUCAACAGCAGAAGCUGCGCGUCUGUGAGGUCUGUUCAGCCUACCUUGGUCUCCACGACAAUGACCGUCGCCUUGCAGACCACUUCGGGGGCAAGUUACACUUGGGGUUCAUUCAGAUUCGAGAGAAGCUUGAUCAAUUGAGGAAAACUGUGGCUGAAAAGCAGGAGAAGAGGAAUCAGGAUCGACUGAGGAGGAGAGAGGAGAGGGAGCGGGAGGAGCGGCUGAGCAGGAGGUCUGGUUCAAGAACCAGAGAUCGCAGGAGGUCGCGCUCCCGGGACCGGCGUCGGAGGAGGUCAAGAUCUACCUCCAGGGAGAGACGGAAGUCAUCCCGGUCCCGGUCCCGAGACAGACACCGGCGCCACCGCAGCCGUUCCCGGAGCCACAGCCGGGGCCACCGCCGGGCUUCCAGGGACCGGAGUGCGAAAUACAAGUUCUCCAGAGAGCGGGCGUCAAGGGAGGAGUCUUGGGAGCAUGGACGCAGUGAGCGAGGGGCCGCUGACUGGAGGCUGGAGAGCUCCAACGGGAAGACAGCUUCACGGAGAUCGGAGGAGAAGGAGGCUGGCGAGAUCUGAGCCUACAUCUGGGCCUGUAAAUAGUCUGUUAAACGUUUGACACAGCCUAAAGUACCCCUUUAUAUUUGCUGAAUACACCUCAUCUUUUGUAGUUUACAAUUUCUAUUGUUUCGGAGCUAGCUGUGAGUUUCUAGAGAUGUACAGAGUUGCUCCUGUGUUCUGGGGUUAUGUUGAGUAGGAAUAAAUAAAUCUGACAGACGGCCUCCUUAC